CAAGACACAGAAAAGAAGAAGUACUAUUUUCUUGUUGCAAAUGCCAAAUUCAUGCUGGAUGAAGAGGAGCAUUUCCAGGAGCAAUUGUUUGAACGUCUUCGUCUCUUUGGAGAGCGCAACAUGGAGCAGGAUUUCUGGCUUGUGAUUGAGCCAAAAUUCUUGGAUAAAUUCCCUAAUAUUACCAAGAGACUGAAGAGACCUGCAGUAGCUCUUGUCUCAACAAAUGGCCCUUGGAUCACGUUCAUGAAGUUGAGACUAGACAGAGUUUUACAGGAGAGCUAUGAAGCUGACAGUCUAGAAGAAGCUUUGGCAUGUACUCCUGUUAGUCUUAAGUUUGAAAAGCCAGAGAAGUGGGUAGCUCCAUACCCAAAGUAUGAAUCAGAGUGGUGGACGCCUUUCUUACCCCCUGGAUCUCAGACAUCAAAGGUGUGAGCAGCAAUCCUUCUACUCAAUUUUGGGAUAUCCUCUGUGUUUAACGAAGCAGGUCAUUCUCUGCCUCUGCCGCACUGUUUGUUAGUCAGGCAUUUGACAUCUAUUUCAAAAGUAUGUGAAAAGAUGAGUGUGAAGCACAAAUGUAGGCUGUAGGUAAAGGCGUGUCUAGCUUAUUGGCCAAAUACUGUAUGAUUAGUUCCUGGUUGUUGAUGAUCUAAACCUGUUUAUGAGAUUACAUAAGUAAUUGGAGAAGAAAGGGACUACUUGUUAUGCUUUCAAUUGUGGAAAA
This is a messenger RNA of Nicotiana tabacum (common tobacco), 721 nucleotides long. The record is from RefSeq and is a predicted model, not a curated record. Lineage: Eukaryota; Viridiplantae; Streptophyta; Magnoliopsida; Solanales; Solanaceae.